Molecule: messenger RNA, 1554 nt
Organism: Fibroporia radiculosa
Lineage: Eukaryota; Fungi; Basidiomycota; Agaricomycetes; Polyporales; Fibroporiaceae
Exons: 8
Coding region: 1-1554 (517 amino acids)
Biological process (GO): aldehyde metabolic process
Cellular component (GO): cytoplasm
Molecular function (GO): aldehyde dehydrogenase (NAD+) activity
Source: RefSeq, a predicted model, not a curated record
AUGGCAGCCACUUCCGAGUUGGAGUACAUCAGCGAUACCGGCUUUGACGAGGUGCGCACGGAUCCGCUCGUUGAUGGCAAGGCUCAAGCUGAUAGUGACAUGAAUGUCUUUUGCUCCAAGGUCUACACCAGGCUGUCGCAGACGUUCCAGGCAGGCACGACACGGCCGCUUGAAUAUCGUCGUCAGCAGCUCAAGCAGCUAAUCCGCCUCCUACAGGAAAACGCACCUGCGUUCGAGGAAGCCCUCCUUCACGAUCUCGGGAAGCCGCGGCAGGAGAUAGACACCGAGAUGAGCGCGACGGUAGACCACUAUUUCUUCCAGCUGAAGUACCUUGACGAAUGGGCGCAACCUACGAAACCGCGCGAGGUUGAGGACUGGCGCAGCGGGUGGAACCCCACGGUAUACAAACAACCGAAGGGAUUGUCGCUGAUUAUUGGGCCGUGGAACUACCCUGUCGUCCUCCUGCUUGGCCCGCUCGCGGGCGCGAUCGCGGCGGGGUGCACGUGCGUCGUCAAAGGCUCCGAGCUCGUUCCGGCGAUGGGGACGCUGCUUGCUGCGCUUCUCCCCAAGUACCUCGACCCCACUGCGUACGCCUACGUGAACGGCGGCGUGCGCGAGACGACACGCAUGCUUGAGAAGCGAUGGGCGCACAUUUUCUUCACGGGCAGCGAGAGGACGGGCCGCGUCGUCGCGGAGGCGGCAGCGAAGCAUGUCACGCCGGUGACGCUGGAGCUUGGGGGAAAGUCGCCCGUAAUUAUUGCGGAGGAUACAGAUAUCGAACUCGCUGCGAAGCGGGUCCUAUAUGGGAAGGCGCAGAAUUCUGGUCAGUUGUGCGUGUCGCCAGACCAUGUGUACGUUCCGCGCGCGAAGCAAGAUGCAUUUGUGGCUGCACUUCUUCGCGUGUAUAAGACAUUCUGGCCGGAAGGACCGUUCCAUGAGGGCUCGCAUUGGGGCAACAUCAUCAACCCCGCACAUCAUGCGCGCAUCCGAGGGUUGCUCUCUCGCACAAAGGGCGAUAUCGUUAUCGGCGGGUAUUUUGAUGGCGAGAAGAGGAUAGCUCCCACUAUUGUUAACAAUGUGAGGAUGGAUGACUCGCUGAUGGAAGAGGAACUGUUCGCCCCCAUACUUCCAAUAAUUCCUGUUCAGAACGUUGACGAGGCCAUCGAGAUUAUUCGAGGACGGCCGAAGCCACUGGUACUCUAUCUCUUCUCCAACAACCCCGAUGUCAAGCAGACAGUUAUGGAGAGAACAGAGAGCGGUGCACUAACACUCAAUGACACAUACAGUCAUCUGGCUGGUGCGUACUCUCCUGCGAAUGAUCUCCAUUCGUGGAUCGACCGUUUCUUGUGGACAGCGCUUGAAAACCCGUUCGGUGGCAUCGGAAGUUCUGGAUACGGAAGCUGGGCAGGCAAGGCGAGUUUUGACACAUUCACCCAUCAUCGGGGCUACGUGGAUGUUCCCUUCGUUGAGGAGCCGAUGAUGGAGUUCCGAUACCCCCCUUAUACAGAUGAGAAACGUGUAAUUGUUAGUAGGCCCUUGCGUGCGAAGAUCUAA